CGUAGCGAGCGACUGAACACCAGAUAUUUAGCCCACUCGGGUAGAAGGAGAUGUCAUAUCAUCGACACGGUGUUGAGACAAGGAGCUAGACGGAGUAGGUGAUUUCACACGUCCUAGCUACAACAGAGGGAAGAAUGGACGGAAGUAAGGCCGGAAGUCUCCAAAGCGUCACCGGAAGUAAACAUGUUCUGUAUCCAGAAUCUAUCACAUUUGACAAAGGGAGUUGGUGGAGUCGGCGGUCGAGCCUGGAGAAGAAGAUGGUGGCUCUGAUCGUGCUGUGCUUCCUCGCUGCCGUUAUCCUCCUCGUCGUGGUCGUCGUGCUAGCUGUCGAGCGGAACAAUGCUGCCACUGACGAAGACGCACACGUAAUGCCGAUGACGUCUCCAGCGCCUGAACCAGCUGUUUGCCUUACACCUGAAUGUGUUGCCACAGCCGCUCGUCUCACGGGCAGGAUGAACAUGAACGCCGAACCCUGUGACAACUUCUAUGACUUCGCCUGCGGUUCUUGGAUGGAAAAGAACAUCAUCGCUGAAGACAAGUCCAGCAACAACAUCUUCACCAACCUCGACGACAGUCUGCUCAUCAAACUGCAAAAUCUGCUCGAAGCACCCUUUGCCGAAGGAGAAGCCACUUCUGUUAAAGAAGCUAAGACGAUGUACAAGUCCUGCAUGGACCUAGGUGCGUAUACUUCUACUCAACGCCUGUAUCGUUCUGUGAUCAGAUAA
This is a messenger RNA of Haliotis rubra (blacklip abalone), 725 nucleotides long. Its product is annotated as neprilysin-11-like. The coding region runs from base 135 to 725 and encodes 196 amino acids. Lineage: Eukaryota; Metazoa; Mollusca; Gastropoda; Lepetellida; Haliotidae. The record is from RefSeq and is a predicted model, not a curated record. The transcript has 6 exons. Gene Ontology annotation, molecular function: metalloendopeptidase activity. Gene Ontology annotation, cellular component: plasma membrane. Gene Ontology annotation, biological process: protein processing.